UUAUUGUUUUCAUGAUAUCAAUUUGAUCAAGUACUUUUUGGUUAUAUUUUUUAGUGAUAUUUUGCAUUUUCUAUUAAAGAAAUUAUAUAUUUAUAAAAAAAGAAAAAAAUUAUUGAAUUACUAUUAUAUGUAUAAUAAAUACAAUGUCAACUAAAGGACUAUCAUCUUAUUGCAAUUCAUAUGUAAUUACAGUAAAUAACAGUGACAAAGGGAGACUAAUAGGAAAGGAUUGUUUAGAUUAUUCAGAUGAUAAUUGUCUUAUUAAAAUAAGAGUGGAAGGUCUUAUCACCACAAUUGCUUUUCAUAAAGCAAGAUUAUAUGCACAAAAGCUUUAUCAAUAUUUGCCACAGAAAUAUGCUGUACCACAAAUUAGAGAAAUGUUUCAAGUAGACUGGUACGAAUAUCAUCAAAAAAUGAAAGUGCGUGUUGGUGGUAAGAUGUGGGCCUUAAAAAGACACGUUGCAGUCUUUAUAAAUGAUGCGUUUAUAGGCAGUGAUAUUGAAUUUUUAAAUUAUCUCAACGAAUUGUAUGUUUUUCAUAUGCCAAAAAAUAUUGGAUAUUAUGAAACACAUAUUGGAGAAUACUAUAAAAAAUUUAUUAAAAAAACAAAGAGAAUUUACGUAUAUUUCACAUUCACUUUGGAUGGAUUCUUAAUAGGUUCCCUUUUAUUCAUGUUAUAUUCUGACUUGCUCCCAAAAACUUGUAAACAUUUUUUAAAUUUUUGUACUGGAAAAUAUGAAAGUAUAAAAGGCUUCAAAGUAUCGCAUUAUAUAAACACUUACGUUCAUCGUAUAGUCAAAAAUGGAUGGAUUCAAUUUGGUGAUAUUAAAUUGAACAGUACUAAUUUUAACAAGGCUAUAAUGCCUACGAUUGCCGAUGAAUCAUAUUGCAUACCUCACAAUCGACGAGGAAUCUUAUCAAUGGCAAAUAAUGGAAAGCACUCUAAUAAAUCUCAAAUCAUUGUGUCUUUAAAACCUAAUACAUGGAUGAAUCAUUAUUAUGUUGCCUUUGGACAACUAGUAGACGGUAUCCAGACAUUACAAAAAAUAGAAGAUAUUCCGACGUAUUAUGAAUCUCCUCUAAAAAAAGUUAUUGUAUCUCAAUGCGGUGAAUAUACUUUAGAUCAUAAACCCAAAAUGGAAGCAGAAACAGAUAUAUUUCUUGAACGCCAACCAUGGAUAGAUGUGGGUGAAAAUAAUAUGGUCCAUCAAUAUCCAUACAAUACUUAUUCAGAUAUUUCUGUAUGGCUUAAUAAUAUAACUGAUGAAAUAGACAUUCGCGAUACACCAUCUCUUCUAAUAGCUGAACGAUAUUUAAGCAGUCUAUAUUGUCUUUCCAUGGUUUACUUAUCAGGUUUACCUUUUAAACAAAUAAUUUAAUUUUUGUAAUAGAAACUUAUCUCUAAUAUAUAUUUUAACGACGUUCAUAUUCUUGUCUAUCUUAAUUAUAAGUCGAAACUAUGUGAAUUAUUAACAGGCUUUCGGCCAGAAACGAUGAGUAAAAUAGAAAAAGAAAUUUUCAUAAAAGAACUUUGUAAAAUCAUUAUUUCAUAUGUUUUAAAUUCUGUCCAUAAUAAGUCCUGUGUAUUAAAGGAUACUUAUGGAACUCUACAUAGAAUAUUAGAAUAUGCUUAUGACAUUGCAAGAGCAACUAUUGCCAAAUUAAUAAAGCAAGACAUCAAUAUUAUGGACACCAGAGCAGAAAUCAAUAAACUAUUUAAGAUACAGCACCAAGAUGAUAAAAAAAUUACAGAUUCCUCCUUGUCUCUUAUUGAAAAAAUAUUGAACAAAUCUAUACUUCAUUCUUUACAGUCUGCAAACAUUGUAGAUUGUGAUUGUAUUUAACAAACAAUGCAACAUCUACUGAAAAACAUUCCCUUUAUUUUAUACUUAAUUAAAAUCACAGAUUUUUAAAAAUUUAGACUUAUAUUUGAUGAUAUAAUUGAAAAAAUGUAAAAAACACAUGAUCAAUUAACAUUCCAAAUUAUAUACAAUAAUGACAAUAAGAAAAAUAGAAUUUAGCGUGUUAUUGCUUUAUCUUGGAGAAAAGUUUUUUACCGCGUCCCUUUGGAACUUUUUUACUGCCUAUACUUUUUAUAGCCGUUUCUUCAUCUGGAUCGCAUUUAUUAUGAAUCGAGUUGUAUAAUAUUUGUGCAUCACUUUUGUUUCCAACUAUUUCAAAUAAUUCAUCCUGUAUAUAUUAUAUCAAAUAUUACUUUUAUAAUAAAUAUUAUUAUAUUUAUUAUCGAUCUUAACGAUACGAAAUAAUAAUAAUAAUAAAGGCCCUAAAAUUCUAAAGAUACACGAGUUCACAUUACCUUCGUAAAUUUAAUAAGAUGAUCAAGCGAUUUUCCUUGAUUUAAAAUUGCGCAUAAAUUCUUAGAAUGUACACCAGGUAAUUUGGCAAUGAAAUCUUGUAUGUGAGGAUUAUACUUUUGAAUCAUCACUUGUUUAUCUUCUGCAUUUUCAUUUACUCCAAUCGUGACAGCCUUUUCAGCACUUGGCUGAUCUCUACCGCUCUAUAUCAAACAAAUUCAUUACUGAACAUUGAUUUUAUUUUACGUCAUUGAUAUGUUACCUUCAAUUCCUCAAACAAUUGUGCAGAUGCAUGCGGACUUGGUGACCAUACGAAUUUUAAUUUAGGAAAAUGUAAAGUUAGCAAUUGCAAUUUUGAUGUGAUUGCAAAACUUUUAACAUCUUUGCCCAUGUAAUAGCAACCCUUAAAGGAAGAAAAUCUUUUAUAUAUUUUUUGAUAUAAAAUGAUAUAAUUCGUGUAUAAAAUAUUUAAAGUAAAAUUGAUCAAUAUAAUAAUGAAUAAUGAUUAUAUAUACCUGGAAACAGAAUGGUUUGUUCUGAUCAAAUUCGAUAAGAAGCAUUGGUUUAGAAUAAUGUCGAGUCAUAGCAACAGCUUGAUUGUAUAAUCUUCCAGAAUUAAGAGAACCAAUUAAAUCAGAUACACUUUUUCUUUCAAUGCAAAUUUCUGGAGAUAGAAUAUAAUCUCCAAUCUAACAUACAAAAAUAUGUGUGCGCAUAAAACAAUUGGAAAGUUUUAAAGCACACGUUAUAUUAUUAUAACUUACAGCUAGAGUUACUGGUUCAAUCUGUAUACCACGAGAAUGUAAAAUAGAUGGCAGUUCACUAUUAAACUCUCUCAUGUCAACUAUGAUUUUAUUAAUAAUAUUUUUCUGAUUUUCUUGAUCUCCCUUGCGCGUAUUUUGUUCCGUUUCAUUGCCUGACUGUGCUGCAAAUGUCAAGCAAUCUUCUGAUUUUCCAUCUUGAUCUUCAGGUACAACCAUUGUCUAAAAAAAAAAAAAAUAUAUAUAUAUA
Molecule: messenger RNA, 3326 nt
Organism: Vespa velutina
Lineage: Eukaryota; Metazoa; Arthropoda; Insecta; Hymenoptera; Vespidae
Product: probable inactive peptidyl-prolyl cis-trans isomerase-like 6
Exons: 10
Biological process (GO): protein peptidyl-prolyl isomerization
Molecular function (GO): peptidyl-prolyl cis-trans isomerase activity
Source: RefSeq, a predicted model, not a curated record